Molecule: messenger RNA, 1372 nt
Organism: Eutrema salsugineum
Lineage: Eukaryota; Viridiplantae; Streptophyta; Magnoliopsida; Brassicales; Brassicaceae
Exons: 6
Coding region: 161-1204 (347 amino acids)
Biological process (GO): deoxyribonucleotide catabolic process
Molecular function (GO): 5'-nucleotidase activity
Source: RefSeq, a predicted model, not a curated record
UUUUUCCUUUCCCUAUCUUAAGAAUUAAUUUGCUCUUAGCCUUAGAUUUUUUUAAUUUUUUUUCCUCUUUGAUUUCGAUUUUCAUCUUCCCCGAUUCGGAUUAGGGUUCUUGUUCAAUUUGCUCAUUUGCUCUAAUGGUGUAAUGUGAGAAAAGUUCGUUAUGUUAAAGAGGCACUCUAACGCCAUUCUCUACAGAAUCGCACGAUUCGAUUCACAAACCCUAAUGUCUGCUUAUACCGAUCCCCUUUUUGUGCGAUCGCUCUACACUCGAUCCAUCGGCAACAGAUUGGAUGGAGAUAUCGUUAACAGAAUCAACCCCAUUGAUAUUUACAGCAACAACACUGGCGCUAAUGGCUUGUUCAAGGUUAAUAGAGGCGGGAAGCCCAAUGGCUUAACCUUGAGAAGCUGUUACGAUUCUCACAAGAAGGCCGAUCAAAAGGCGCGAGCUUUAGCUCAGCAUCGGCGGCUUCUCCGUGGUUUGGGAUCUGGGCCGACGGAAGAACGCGGCGGCGGAACCACCGACUUAGCGGAUGGUCGUGGUUCAUAUCUGCGUAGUAACACGACGAGGUUCCAAGGAAAUGAUAAGAUUGCUGUGGCUGUUGACAUAGAUGAGGUUCUUGGAAACUUUGUCUCGGCCCUUAACAGGUUCAUCGCGGACCGCUAUUUGUCAAACCAUUCAGUCUCAGAAUACCAUGUCUACGAGUUCUUCAAGAUAUGGAACUGCUCUCGUAACGAAGCUGACAUACGUGUUCAUGAAUUCUUUAAGACAUCAUAUUUCAAGAAAGGGAUCCAUCCUCUUCCAGGUGCCCAUAAGACUCUUCACAAGCUAUCAAGAUAUUGCGAGCUUUCAGUCGUGACGUCCCGGCAGAAUGUGAUAAAAGAUCACACACUUAAGUGGAUCGACAUACAUUUCCCGGGAAUGUUUAAACAGAUUCAUUUCGGGAACCAUUUUGCUCUUCAUGGGGAGUCUAAACCCAAGUCUGAAAUCUGCAGAUCAUUUGGAGCAGAGAUAUUGAUUGACGAUAACCCGAGAUAUGCCGAGGAAUGCGCCAACAUUGGAAUGAAGGUUCUCCUCUUUGACUAUGAAAAUUCAUACCCUUGGUCUAAAUCUGAAUCUGUGGAUAGACAUCCCUUGGUGACUAGAGUUCAUAAUUGGGAAGAGGUGGAGCAGCAUAUUCUCUCAUGGGUAGUAUCAAAGUGUUGAACCAUUUCUGCAAAUUAAAAAUGUCAUUUUGCCGGUGCAAAAUUAUAGUAUUGAUGAUUAGAGAGGGUCAUUGUAUUGUAUAAACAUGAAAGAAAGCAAACAAACCCACCAAGCUUGAUGGGAGAAUAAGUAGCAAACCGGAAUCGAAUUAGAUGUUUUCACUUUUAA